AUGAAAUGUUUAGGUAUUUGUUUAUAUAUUGUGGAGAUAAGUUAAAUUAAUGAGAGAGGUAAUUUAUUCAGCACUAUCAAAACAUGGACAAUUCCUAAUUUCUGGCAAUUGAUUUUAGGAGGGUAUCACCGAUCGCUUUUACUGAGAAGCCUUCAACUUGAAGGAUAAAAUAAAUAGUCUAUUCUAAAUCGAAUAUCCCAUUUUAGCACAUUACGAAUUUUCCCUUAGUAACAAACAUUUUUAUUCAACUUCGUAUCAAAUAAUAAUCAUCAUAUUUCUUUCUAUUUCCCAUUCUAUAUUAAUGGGCUUGAGUUAUUUUCGUAAGAUCAACUCAGGAUUUUCUUAAUUUCAUAUUUUUUAAUUGUAAUCUUUUUCUUGAUAAAUCUUUUAAAUCUAAUAUUCCAAUUUUAAAUAGUUUAAAUUUUCAGAUGGGUAAUGUUGAAAUAAUUCCUUUCAAUUUCGUGUUCAACACAGAUAAUUAUUGAUUUCUAGAUAAAAAAAAAUAAUCAUUUUAAGUUGUUGCGUUUUAGAAUCUAAUAUAUAGAGUUAAAUUGA
Paramecium tetraurelia is the source of this 555-nucleotide messenger RNA. RefSeq lists its product as uncharacterized. The transcript has a single exon. The record is from RefSeq and is a predicted model, not a curated record. NCBI's taxonomy places the organism in Eukaryota, Ciliophora, Oligohymenophorea, Peniculida, Parameciidae.